This is a messenger RNA of Kockovaella imperatae, 1247 nucleotides long. RefSeq names its product putative nuclear mRNA splicing, via spliceosome-related protein. Lineage: Eukaryota; Fungi; Basidiomycota; Tremellomycetes; Tremellales; Cuniculitremaceae. The record is from RefSeq and is a predicted model, not a curated record. Gene Ontology annotation, molecular function: protein binding. Gene Ontology annotation, cellular component: catalytic step 2 spliceosome. The transcript is spliced from 7 exons. Gene Ontology annotation, biological process: mRNA splicing, via spliceosome. Bases 44 to 994 code for a protein of 316 amino acids.
GCAACUUUACAAUAACUGACAUCGCGAGUGUGAAGCCAGCAGUAUGGCUCCCUCCAGAGGCACCACAGAGAAUUUGGAAUAUCCGACUAAGCAGAUACAGCUACUAGACGCCCAUACUGGCCCAGUCAAUGUGGUCAAAUACAAUAACGGAGCAAAGUACUGUCUAUCAGGAUCAAGAGACAGGAGUAUAAGAUUGUGGAACCCUUCCGCAGGGAAAGAGAUCAAAUGCUAUCAGGGACACGCUCAAGAGGUCCUAGCUCUAGACAUAGCACACGACAAUGCGAAAUUCGCUUCUUGCGGAGGGGACAAGAUGGUCUUCGUCUGGGACGUAGCCGCUGGGACAAUUAUCCGCCGACUGCAAGGUCAUUUCGGUAAGAUCAAUGCUGUAGCGUUCAACCAGGAUUCUCAAGUCCUGGCGAGCGGCGGCUUCGAUGCAAAAGUCAUGCUCUGGGACAUGAGAGCCGUAUCACGCGAUCCUAUUCAGACGCUCAAGGAAGCGACUUCAUCCAUUACAUCCUUAACUAUCCCAGCCAAGAUCCCUGAGAUCAUCACUGGCUCUCUUGAUGGCUGUAUUCGAUCUUACGAUCUUCGCAUGGGUAAAAUGACCGACGAUGUCGUGGGAGCACCAGUGUCCAGCGUCACUCCAUCUCCUACGUCGCCAAAAGAUACUUUACUUGUAUCCUCCAUGGAUGGCAAGCUGAGGAUCUUUGAUCGUGCCAAUGGUGCCGUCCUCCAGACAUUCUCCGGACACAAAGUCGGCGAUAUGAGGAGCAAAGCUGCAUGGGGAUAUGGUGAAGGGCUCGUCAUGACAGGAGACGAGGAGGGAAGACUUUGGGCAUAUAGCGUCUUGGAUGCUAAACCGAUCGAGUCCUCGCCCAAGCCAAUUCAUAAAAGAGGGAUCACCUGGAUAGAGAGUAAGCCGAAUGGUAAGGAGAUGAUAACCGCGGGUAACGACGGCAUGAUCAAAGUUUGGGCAAAGCCAGACACUGCCUAAUUUGGCCGCAAUAUCUGAGGGGGCAUCCAAGGCGACGAUCAUGAACUCGUCGCCGUCGAUCUGCAAGCGGCUCGCAGCUAGCCUUCAAGCUCAUUAGACGCAUGUUUGGGUGUUCAUUGCGAACGUACGGACAGGAUUUGAGCCUGAUGAGGCCACGUGCCCGCGGUGCGGGUACCGCGGAAGACCCGCCGCCGCAUACAACGGCCAUAGCCGAUGAAUUGAGAUCCGAUUCAUCCGGCAAUACUACCAGACG